AUGGAGCGCUCUGUUAGUUCAGAGGCAGUCGGUGAGAGCGAGAUUAGCCGCGGAAAGGAACGCGCGGCCUUGGGCUUCCAGCUCCAGUGGGCAAAGCGGAACGGCGUCCAGGCGCGGCCUCACGUGGCCGGCAACGAGGAUUCCAGCCUCCAGGCUCCAGGCGACGCCGCCUACACGGCUCUGCCGCUAUUGUUGCGCGGGCGACGGCCGCUGGGCGGGGUGCAUCCGCCGCCGCUCAGCCUGCUCUACUCGGAGGUGGGCGCUUCUGCCAAGGGAAGCAGCCCCCCUGUGGCCACGGCAGUCACUGCCAGACGUACCCUUGCACUCACUGUUCCCUGGUUCCCGCUCUUGGCACUCUGUCUCUCCUACUCCUCGGCCACGCCUGCCCAUCUAACCCCUGGGCCUGCUGGUCGCGCCGCAGCGGCCGACGUGGUGCUGGCCGCGGCGACGUUCGUCCGCGAGGGCACCACCACGGAGUUCGCAACGGGCCGCGUGGGCCGCGGCAGGGCGCAGGUCGUGGCCACGACCAGCUCGCGGGUGUCCUUCGACCGGCCCACCAAGCCACUGAUGCUCGUCUUCCCCACGACGGUGCUGCCCCCGCCCCCGCAACUGCAGCUGGCCUCCAAGGCGCCGCCUUCGCUGGUGGCAGCCACACCCAUCCUGGGGCCCUACGAGCCGCCUCCAGACCCUCGCCGGGUCUCCACUGUCGGCGUCCUGGACAGGUACCGCCUCUCCAGUGAGGCCGUCAAAGACCGUGGCGGUGCGGACUUCUUGCUUCUAGACAGCGACGACGACCGCCCGGCGGCCGACUUUGGCGGGGCCCAGCUGUCGGAGAAUCUCAUCAACAGGUCGACGGAGCGCCUGCGGGUGAAGGACGUAGAUGCUGGUGACCCGUUCCGCAAGAGGGACACCGACCGCCACCAGCCUGACGGUCAGCAGCUGGAGGGUCAUCAGCUGGAGGGCCAGCAGAGGGACGAGACCGCCACGACAAUCCGUCCCGACAAGGUCGUCACCGUCCGGCCCAUCAACGACCUGCCGACCUUCACCGUACGGCACGACUUCUCCCCCAGUGGCUUUUCCCAGUCGGGCGACGAGGGCGACGACCUAGGCAGUCCAGAUUACGGCGAUGCUCCUCCUCCCCAGCAGCCCAAGAAGGACUACCUCUCCAGCUUCAGAUCCGGGAAGGCCAUCUUCAGGGGCGGCAGACCCGACCCGCCGCGCCUCAGCAAGCUGCGCGAGACGGUCACCUACACUGGAUUCGCUGACUUCACCACCACCAUUGGUGACACUGUUGUUGUCUUCACGCCCAGCACUGCCAAGAAGCAGCCACCAGCACAGCCGACACGGGCAGUGACCAGUGCUGCAGGCGACGCUACAGUUUUCCAACCGGGCGUCGUCACGAAAGUAAAAACGUUCUUGUCACAUACGCCUGGAAUGGUGACUCGCACUGUUACUGGCCACUCCAUCACGACACACACGACACUGCCCACUAUGGUGGUGCUACCGGAGACGUUUGCCAGCAGGCGUCAGAAAGCGCAGCAUCAAGACCUCGCAUCGUCAGUGUAUGUAGUCGAAGCUGCCCCACCAGAACCGCCAACGACACCACCGCCACCUCCGACCACAAACCCUCCACCUACAGUACCGAAGGAAACUGACCCGCCACCGAGGGAAACGACACCCCCACCGCCAACUCAGGAAACGACACCGGAUGAGGGUGCCAAAUUGGAGGUGCUUUCCCGUGAACAGGACAUAUUUGACUCUCCACCGACCUCCACAUACCUGGAUGAUGAUGUAGGCGUGCAGGUGCCCGUAACGAGUGUCGUGAUCGACUAUGAAGACUAUGACCAGUCGUCUUCUGCUGCACCAGAAGUGAUACAACCAUCUUUGACAGAAGUCCAGGUAGCGACAGUAACGUCAGUUGUUGAUGGGGCCAUCGAACCGUCAUCUGUGCUGGAUGAUGGAACUGACGACUUGAUAGAACCGUCGCCUGUCGUCGUCGAAACACCAGAACUGCAACUGCAUGCAACUGAAGUAAUCACAGAAGCACCAAUACCAGAAAGCAACGAGGAGGAACGGGAAGGAGAACAAGAAGUGCACUCUACAGUAGAAUUAGAGGUGACUUCUACAGCACCACUAACAUCUUAUCGCACGGCGAUGACACAGUUAUUUGAUCACGGUGAUGAGGAAUACCCACUCGGUCUAAUAAAAGCUAUUGCAGGCACUGAGGUCAUCAAUGACACAACCACCCUCUUCACUUCUCUGAUUCACGGCAGCUCCGUCGACGGUCACUAUGCACAAAUUAUCUAUUCGGCCUCGAGUAUAUUUUAUUAUGAAGGAGACACAAAAGUUAUCGUGCCAACGGAGAGUGCAAUAGCGCCGACGUCCACAGUUGACCUGGAGACUACUCACACAGCAGCCUCCCAGCCGCCAUCUUCGGAGGGAUCUCAGGAACAGGAGGGUGAGGAAGAGGUCACCACAUCGCCUGCGACAAUCCCUGCAGAGCAGCCAGGCCUCACUACUGACACAGACGGUGUGACAACUGUCGAAGAUGGCGACGGCACACUCAGUACCCUGCCGCAAGAAUCCACCACUUUGCCAGAGGGAGACUUGUCGAAUGAGGUCGAGACUGGUCGUAAGACAAGUGGCAGUGUUGAGGACCAGAAUAUUGUCGAAGGCAGUGCUGCAAAGGAAACUCCUGGAACUACUGUCGCACAAGUGACCACACCGAAAACAGACGUCGAACCAUCACCGACAGAACCCAGUCCCGCUAAGGAUGCCGGUGUCGGACAAGAGGAAGGAACACCUGCCAGUCAGCUGCAGGAUGGAGUGACACCUACACUGAUUACACAGAUUGUUGCUAGUACAAUCUAUGAGACAUUCACGCAUCUGACUGCCUUCUUCAUUCCUGUCGACGGUGGCACUUCGACAUCGAUCAAAACAAGAGAAGUGGUGACAUCACAGGUGAUACUAGCCACGCAAGUGGUGCCCGUCGCUGUAGCAAAUAUUCAAUCCACAGCCCUUCCAGAAGCUCCUGCUGCCGUCACCAUUCCACCAGAGACAGUACACCAGCAACCGACUCCACCGCCACCUCAGCUCUCGGUAACACCCGAAAUCACAGAUGGAAGCGACAAAGAGCAGGAAACCCAUGCUGCGACUGAACCGUCAACUGCUGCAACGCCAGAAAAUCCGCCAGCCGUUGUCCUACAACCGACCACUGUCGCUUCCCCGCCGGCAGGCGAAGACGAAGGAGAGGAGGAGGGUGAACUGGAGCUGCUUGUCAAGUCUGUGUUUACUACCUACACAUACCUAACGACCUAUUUCCAGGAUAGCACGACCACCGUUGCGAGCAACAUUGAAGUGGUGACUAAUGUCGUCACGGAAACGGUGGACAAGGACUACUUCCGCCGUGUGACAGAUCCUGCUGUUGCUGGGCUUUUAGCACGUACCGAUAACAUUGUAGAGCCGACGCCAGAGGUGGCGCCCACCAGCGUCGGCAUCGGACGUCCGACCACCAAGUUCUUCCCAGAUGAGGAACUCUUCUCAGCUGUUGUGGACUCGGUAGACAUCGAGCGCGAGAUGGCCACGGAAGCGACGCCUGCCCUGGACCAGGAUGUCAUUAAGACCUUCUACACGACGUACACAUACUUCACCACCAUCUUCGUAGAUGGUGAAACGACAGUGAGCAGCCGCACAGAGGUCUACACCAACAUCGUAACACCGACAGCACUGUUGGAAGCAACACCAACUCUAAGUGCUGCCCAAGACAUUCGCCCAACCAGUCAGCUGUCGCAGGUGGAGGAAGACGACUUGGAUAAUCCUCUGAAGAACCAGCCACUUCUAAAGAACGCUCCCCGUCGUCAGUACCUCUACAGCAGCACCAUAACGCGUGAGCACAGCCAGCCGCGGUCGUCGCUGAAUGAAGUUGACAGUGAGGGCACCACGGCUACACUGGCAAAUGACUUCUUCGAUGACAUUGAGAACAGCAUUAUAGUGCCUGCCAAGAGCAAGCUGGGAGUUGCUGUUGGAACUAAGAACGUGUAUGCCACCAUCACAAGACCACCUGCAAUACUGGCCACCUCAGAGCCGGAGCUCACAUCAUCCGUGGUGGAGACAAUGAUCAGCAGCUCCAGUGGAGAGCGCACAAUCAUUGCUCCUCCAGAACGCCACAAUGCUUUGCCUUUCCUGCCAGCACUUGACGACCAGGUCAGUUCAGAGAGCAAUACCGAAUCUUUAGAGCCAUCUCCAACGCUGCUCCUCCAGACUAGCUAUACAACAUAUACCUACUUCACAACCAUAUACAAGGGAACUUCCACGGAUGUGAAGAGCCGUUUGGAGACGGUCACAAAUGUCGUCACUGAGACUCUGACGCCGCAAAGGACUGCUCUGCUCACUGACGACCUUGUCCCCACUGAGGACGAUCCUUCCUUGCCUACGACCUACUUCACCACAUUCACCUAUUGGACGACGCUUUUCAAAGAUGGCACAUCCACGGUGACCAGUCGCGAGGAGACUGUAUCUGAGGUGGUAACGCCAACAGUGUCGUCCUCUACAGAGACCAAAGCUGAGAUCGUCCCCACUACUACACCAAAGGACAUCGAUCCUUUAGCUACACCAGUUGUCGCUGUCAUUAAUCCCAGUGAGGUCAUCUAUGAGCCUACUACCUACUUCACCACUUUCACGUUCCUGACGACAUCGUAUAUUGGCAACAGCACUAUUGUCAACAGCAGGCUACAGACUGUAACAGAGGUUGUGAACGGUACGGUAGCUGCAGAUGAAGCAGCAGCUGUAUUGGCGGGGAGGGCUGUGGCGACGUCGGCCAAAGUACAAGAACUGGGGGAAGGUGUGCCGACAGUCAAACCAGUGGCAUCUGUGUCACUUGUGGACACUACUCCGACACCAGCAGCAAAGGAAGCUACAUCAGCCCCAACAAAAGUGGAGCUGCCAACGGGAUUCCUUUCCACUGUUGUCAGUAGCAUAGUUGAUGAGGCCGGAACCACCACACUCUUCUCGACUGAUGUCUCCGGAACCUACAUUGAUGGCCUGUAUGCCCAGAUACUAGAGAGGAAAACCCGUAUCAUACCCCCUGCUCCAGUUUCAGUACCAGUGGAGCCUACUCCGACACCAAAACUCCCAGUGGGGGUGGUUUCCCUAAACAAGGGCCGAAUUGUCGAUGCUGAUGGCGUCAGCACUACGUUCUUCACCACAGAAGCCAUUGGCACGUACAUCAAUGGGCAGUACUCACAGAUAGUGGAGAGCACAUCCUCCAUAAAGGUGAAUGAAGAACGUCAAAGUGCUCUACAUCUGGCUCUAGCACCUUCUCCAACAGUGGAGAUUGCUGGCAAGACAUACAGGACAGGGCUGGUGCGACUGAUUGAUGGCACAAUGGCCAAAGAUGGUACGACAACAUUCUAUGAGUCCAAAGUCUCAGGUACAUUGGUGGGUGGAAGGUAUGCACAAGUAAUUGAAAGCACAUCGUCUUUCAAAGUGGAUGUUCCAAGCACAACAGCACCACCUGUAGCUGUAGUUGCUCCGACAGCAGUGAGCGGCGUCCCUGUGGUGGCUCCAACCGCAGCAGUUGUGACAACUACAGCGCCAACACCAGCUGUGGUCGAGAGCUCUCUGGGCAGUGAUGAAACGUCAACGUCGACGACACCACAGACGUCUUCAGAGCAGCAGGAUGACGAUAGCAGUGAGAAUGAGUCAGACAACGAUGGCGCCAAGUUCUUGCUUGGUAAAGGGUCAGGUUCAGGCCGCAACAGGACACGCCUAACAUACCAGUCUAAGAAGAAUACUUUCACACCAUCAAUUCGCCCUUUUGGCACGCAAGGGGCUACGCGACCACCAUAUAGGCCUCAGAACAAGCGACCAGCCACAGUGACACGGACUGUUGUAACUCCAACCAUCACAGCAACGCCUGCAGCCGUGGGUAAGGCUGCCGCCACUGGAAGGUUCUCUGGAAGCCGAAGAGGAGGCUUAGCAUCCUCGUCAGCCGCUAACGAGAUUCGCCCAUCUGCCAGCAGUGGACGCCGUUUCUCUAGACCAAGAGGCUCAUCUCCUGUGCCUGGAGGGCAAUCUUCUGCGUUCCCCACUGGAGGCAGAGGACGGAGCUCUACACGAGCUGGGGCCAUUAGCCCAACAGCAGUUGGAGGCCCUCAAGGAUCCAGUCGCAGAGGAUUGUACUUCAGAGGCUCAAGUGCUGCACCUGGACGCUCAUCUUCAGCUGGAUACUUUGGAAGCUCCUCGAGGUACAGGGGCCGCGUCAAUCCGACCUCGACAAUCUCUCGCGGUGGUGCGACAGCCAACUAUUUCCCAGCGACGACACCUACCGACGAGACUCUAGAGACUGACGACUUUAUCACCACACUCGUCACUGAGGAGACACCACAGUUUACAGACAACGAUGGCCAGUACGAGACACAACCACUUCCUUCAACGACAGAGUCUGCGCGCCGGAACCCGCUACUGAAUCGCCUGAGGCGCCCUCCACUGGUGAGGGCGAGCACCACCACAACACCCAGAUCGCAGACGUCACUGACAACUCCUUCCAGAGGAAGUUCGACUACACGUAGGACGUCAAAUAGACCAGUAGGCUCCGCAGCAUCCACUACCACCAGUAGGCCGAGGGCACGGUUACCUCUGAGAUACCAGCCAGCUGUCAACAGACCACGCCCAGGAAACAGUUUGUUCCCUCCACGCAGCCUGUUCAAGCGUCCAGGUCAGGAAGAGGAGCCCCAGCAGCAAGAAGAGCAGAACAAUGAGGAUGAGGCGCAAGACGAGCCACAGGAUGAAGAAGACAUCCAAGAGGAGGAUGUAGAGGAUGAAGACGAGCUGAGAGACAAUGAUUAUGAAGGAAGCGAGCAUAAGGAGUCAAAAAAGGCAGCACCACCACGCAGCAAAGGAGUCCCAUACAAACCAGUGCAGAUCAGACCGUUCAGCUUCAGGAGACGUACGAAGCGCCAGGUGGACAAGCCGAGUGGAGCCACACGGACGUAUUCGUCGAGGUUCAGAAGACCUGGUGCCAGGGUGGCACAGCCACAAGCACCACCCGAAGAACCGGCAACUCCGGAGCCACCUCCACCACCACCUCCACCACAGCAAAAGAGCAAAUCGAGCGGCCGGUACUCGGGCCGAGGACGGACACAGAACCAGCAGCAACAGCAACCGACGCCACAGGGGCGGAUCAAGCCUUCGCCGUCAUCUGCCACCUCGGGUAGAGCGCAAUUUACCUUGAGGGAGAAGGACACAAGUAGUGGUACCUCUCGCUAUCGGCGGCCACAGAAUACAGAGACAGCCACCGCGACAAGUGACAGACGGACCAACAAGAGUGGCAGGAGGAGAGGAGGCAACAGCAGGAGUGACGAGACGACUUCGUCCGUCCCUUCGAGGCCGAAACCGCCGAGGCUGCGCACCACCAGCAACUCCAACAGCAAACAGACAGACACUAGCUUCUCGUCUCAACGUGCCACCCGCCGGAACAACGGCAACACGAACACGAGCCCGAGGCGCAACAGUGGCAGCAGUAGGACGCGAUUCAGCAAGGAGCCCGAGCUGGACAAGUUCACAUUCUCACUGCCGACCUUCGAUGGCACCAUCACAGUCACUCAUCACAUACCAGAGGAAGCCACCAUACCUGUGAUUAACGGUAAGAAUACUGAAUACCGAAAUGUGCUGACAGCACGACACAGCACUGAGGUGCUAUCGCCGAACCAGUAUGUCACGUCCACAGUCAAAGACGGUGGCACAAUCUUGUUCUUGACGAGUGAAGUAACGGCAGCAGUGGCCGGAGGAGCUACAGAGAUAACACAGUUCUACUUGCGCGAGACGCCAACGACGAGCGUGAUAUUUACGCCCACCACAAUCCGUGGCCGCCUCACGUCUUACUCGCACAUCAUUCCGAGCACAGUGUACGACGUCGAGUCGACUGUAAGCACCAUACAGCCUGCCAUAGCCGCCAAUGCACCGUUGGCCAACUUGUUACUCUCACAACUUCUGCUCGGUAAUCUCGGAGGUGGUCUUCCGGGAGGCCUCAACCCUCUUCUGGCCCUGCAGAACCAACCACCGGCACCUCCACCCACUCCUACAACCGAAUUUAAGACGCGCACCAGCACGUACGUCACCACUCUCACCACUGGAAAAUCGACAGUCCUGCCAAUAACUCUGCGAGGCAAGAAAAUUUACACGACUAUUGUGGACCAGUCAGAAGAAGUCAUCACAGCCACUGAAUUCUUUACUGACACAGUGGUGGUGACACCGACCCCCACUGCUGUCAACAACCAACUGAACUCACUCCUCCUCCCAGCAUUGCUGCAGGCUCAACUCUUAGGGCCUACAGGACCCAUGCAGAGUCCUCCUCAGCCAAACAUACUGGCGUCUCUGGGACAACCAGACUUCUUGCCCACUGGGAAAGGACUCCUCUUCCAAGAGCCAGACAAUGCUGAAGUGCCACUCGAGCAGGUGCAGCCUUCCGAGCAAAGAGGUAGGAAUUCGAGGCGCCGACAACAGCAGCAGCAGCGACCUGACGACGCUGAUCGUCUAGCGCGAGAAUCAGAGGCAGACGAGACAGUGCCAGAUGAUGAUGAUGUCCAACAGCAGGGGUCCCAGGGCCGCGACGACGAGGUAGUCCGCACGUGGAAACCUCCAAGGAAGAAAACGCGGAACGGAAACAAUAACAGACCUCCAGACCCAGCGCCUCCAGUGGAGACGAGCGUUGUAACACUGUACGUCUCUGGACGAAGACCAGGCGAGUUUAGCACAGUGGUAUCUACAGUAACUGGAGACAGCAGCAUCAGGAAGCGUGAGAUACGCUUUGUACCAAAGUUGGAGCCAUCGAGGCUGCCACAAAUUGGCAGCUCUUUUGGUAAUGACGACGAAGAGCAAGAUGUCCCAACACACAAGCUAAACUAUUUGGACAACUAUGUCAUGUCGGCGAUGGGAGAUGUUGGUGUACUGGAAAGCAGCGAGGUGGAGACUCAGAGCUUAGAGAGCAUAGUAGGUGACGUUAGCAAAUACGUUUCUAGUGGGCUUACCACAACGAUAUCGAGGAGAUCUGGACACACUACGAGACCUCUAAUGAAUACUAGGAAAGCAGCAGUUGAGGAGUCGUCUUCCUCUGUGAACAACAACAACGCUACCGGUCAUUUUUUAUCCGAAGGCCCCGCUGAGUCUGCCCCACUCAAGCGGAAGGUCGUAGGUGAUUACAUCAGGGGCAAAGACAACAAUGGUGAUGACGAAAGCGAAAUCAUUUCAGAAACUGAAACUGCCGCAGAUGACACUGUAGUAACGUUUCUACCAUCAGCAUCUCAGUCUGGCCAAAUUCUCUCACGGCACAAGAGGAGUCCGGAUGUGUUUGACGAUGCACAGGACGAGCCGACGACGAGAAGGCCGGGCCACCGAGGUAGGACCAGAGUAGUGCGUCUACGCCGGCCUCUUAACAGACCGUCAGCUAACGACGAUCUCCAGAACGUCACUCGUAAGAGAGGAGAGGUCCUACACCUGUCAGAGGCACAGCAGACUGACCACGUGACUGAGAUGAACCUCGCGACACCAGCCGUCAAGCACAAGCAUAAAUACAUAAACUUAGGUGAUUACGGCUUGCGGACAAUUAAGAUAAUACGGAAACCUUCGAAUGACAGUGGCACGGAACCGCAGAGGAAGCGAGUUAUUGUAGCGAGGAGAAAGAAACCUGGACGCUCAUUUGAAGACGACGACGAUCCUCCAGUGCAGGGGAGACCAGCCGUAGUAAAAGCUCGUUAUGUGGAAGCACUGAGACAUCUGUCUGAAGAUGAUGAUGAGGAGGAGGAGGAGGAGGUCUCUACACCAGUAGCUCCAGUCCUGGAAGCGACCACCAGCCGUGACAUAAAGCCGACUAAAUCGUCAGCCAGACGGAGGAUCAUAGUGACGAAAAAGCGUCCAGUGUCCACACGCCAGAAGACAGACUCUCCAGUUAGCACCACUGCAGCUGAGUUCGAACGCCCAAAAUCUGCAGUCACUGCAGCGGCAGCACCGACACUGAUGUCAAGCAAGAGGAGGAGGAUCAUUGUCACUCGGAGGAGACCAGUGCUUCACAAGGACACUGAGAUCCCAGUCAGGCCGACUAGUAUUGUGAUUUCGACUCAGGGCACCAAAGCUGUCACGUAUUCGACGCUAGCAAGGGAGAAUAAAGUAACGUCUAGCGAAAACGGCGUUUCUACGAGCAGUUACCCAUCAUCAGACAUUGAAGAUGAUGACGAUUCAGAAGAAAGAGAUGAGGAGGAGGAGGAGGAGGACGGCCAGGAUGAAGAAGAGGAGGAGGACUACGACGAAGUGAUUCAGUCAUCCAAGGAGAGGCAACCAUCCAAAGGAGGCAACGGAAGAGACGUAUCUACGACGCCAAAGAGUGUACCUUCACUGAAACCACAGACUGCACAGUUGCCGAGAGAUUCUUUGAAACCAUAUCAGUAUGGCAGAACUACCACUACUGGUGCAAUCAGCACGUUUGGUGAGCCAACCGACAGACCAACGGGCAUAAUCUCUGCAAAACCGCAGGCAGUGUCGCAUAUACGAGAUAUUUUCAAGUUCAGCCAGUAUGGUAGGACCACUACUGAAAACCUCAUUAACAGGGUAAGUGAGUUUACAACAAAUAUUAACAGCAUCACGUCAACAGAAGGUGAAGAGGAACCUCACGUGAAGACGACUCUGAAUUUCAAUGGACGUUUCUUACCGACGCAGAGCACCAAGGGCACUACGGGGGACAGCUCGAAGGAAUUGUUCGGCUCCAGUGACAGGCCUUCCACGGAAAGGUAUUCGACACCAGAAACUUCGUCAGAGGCAGAAGAUCAAGAGUCUGGUCAAAAUAAAUCAGAAGAGUAUGAUGAGGAGGAACAAGAAGAUGUAUCGAAAGAAAAUGAAGGUGAUAGAGAGGGAGAAAGUGUACCAGUCAGUCAAGAGGAAGCCAGUUCUGAAGCACCAACCAGCCUAGAGAGUGUGGAAGAAGUGAAAGCACCAUCGAGCUCGGAGGAGAUUGUGACCAAGCCAUCGGCCAGAGGAUCGACUGUCGAGGAAAGGACGACAGCUCAGAGUCGUGACUCCCUCCUCACCACUGAAGAGUCAGUCCACACCAUCAGUUUCGUGGCGACAUCUCCACUCUCAUCUCCAAUCGACGAGUUAGGUCUCACCACACAGGAUAAUGAGAUCGAUACAGGUUCACCCGUCAAGGAUCUAGAUGUCCGUGCCCAUCAGGUUGAGUCUAACGGGUUGACUCCCUCUGAUGUUAGGGAGGAAAUUUUGGGAGUUACAUCAACUGCUCCCCAGACCAGCUCCACAGCAGAGGCCUCGUCUGAGAAACCUCCAGAUCUUGUAGAGGCUAGCACAGAAACUUCGAGUCUACGUCCUGCCGAAGGCAGUCAGAAUAUAUCGUCAGAGGAAGAUACAGCUGCAACAACGACGACGACGACGACGACAACCACAACGCCGCUGCCUGACGACGUCCUGGUCAGUCCCGAUGGUGAAAGUGAUGGUAACGGUACCAUCACAACAAUAGAGACGCCAACCACCACGGAGAGCAGUACUUUUGACGGACCGCGCUUCAUACGUCCGACACGUUUCAGCAUCACGCGACGCCCAACUAAGACGCGUCUCGGCUUUCCUGGUCAACGUCGCCGGACUUCGACCACUGCUAAAGGUGUGGCGCCAACCGCAACCAAGAGCAGGCCCCUGGAGGGAGCCACUGCACGAACGACCAGACCACCUUCCACAGGCUACCGUUACAGAAAGACAUCACCCACCAAGAGUUCUUUCGGCCGAGCUGCAACUACUAGAGCUAGACCAAGGUUUGGCAUCACUUCUGUUGUCCCAACUAGCACUACCGAUCUGGAAUUGGAACCGACUAUCUUGGCGGAAGUACUGCAGGGCUCGAGCGAAGUGUCGGAUGGAGACCGAGCUGUGGUUCCGACUGCAGUGACCGAAGUGGGUCCGACAGUUGUCAGCGGAGACCUGGUACGAGAGACCACGGCAGAUGUGCGACCGGAGAUUUCGUCCCAGUUGGACGGGGUGGUCGUACCUACCGAGGUGCUGCUGCCAGGAGAGGAGAUUGCGAAAGAAACACCGGCAACGGUCAGCGCUACUGGGGCUGACCAGUUGAACAGUGCUGUGCUGGUGACCUAUGACGGAGGGGCGGAGAUCUUGACGAAGCUGGGUGUCGAAGCCUCUGCUACAGUGGACCACGGUGAUGCCCACGUGGUGACCGCUACACCACUACUGCCGGUGCAGCCCAUCACCACCGUGGUGACUAGCACCCGGCUCCGCACGUACACAUUCAUCGUGACGCGGGUCGCCGGUACAGAGCAGGUGGUCACCUCCACCACUGAGGUAAAGCCUCACGUCACCACCGUCACCAUUACACUGCCUCCUGCUGCUGCAACUGCAGCAGCAGCAGAGGAUGACGGCGAGGAAGACGAGGCCGGUCAGCAGGUGGAGCCGACACUCCCUCCGACGGGCGGCGGGGGCGUGUUUGUCACCAAGACGUACCUGACCACGUACACAUACCUGACAACGCUGCUGGGCGAGGGCGGCUCCACCGUCGUGACGAGCAGCGAGCGCGUCGUCAGCAACGUGGCCACCGAGUACGCGCCAGAGCCACCGCUGCCGGGGCUCGAACCAGGCCACGGCAUCACGCUGCAUGGCGUCCAGGAUGCGCCGCUCUCCACGGGCCUGCUCUACACCACAUACAGCUACCACCUGCAGGGAGGCGAGGGCAGCUCCUGGAGCUCAGACCGGACGGUGACCAACACGCUGACUGCCGCCACUGAGGCGUUCGCGCCACAGCCGGCCACCACCAGCACCUACGUCACCACACUCACCCAGCCCACCACGCUACCUGGGGGACAGGUGCUGUCGGCCGGAGACCUGCUGACACGCGUAGUGGUCUCAGAGACGGGCGGACCACCGGGUGUGCCCGCACCGUCACUGCCGACCCAGCCUUCGACGACGGACGUGGUGAAGACGUACCUGGCCACAUAUUUGUACGUGCGAACUGUGGCCGACGAGCGCGGCAGCCCCUCGUUGACGACACAGGUCGUCACCUCCACCGAGGUGGUGACCGACCGCUUCUACCUGCCUGCCACCAAGAGACCGCAGCUGGCCGCCACCGCGACCACCACGGCGACCGAGCAGACAGAGACAUCGACGGCCGUUCCGACCCCAGUCACAGUGGACGAGGCAUCUGUCACGGCAACAGCAAAGCCUGAUCCAGUGGACGUCCCACUGCCGUUCCUGGUGUUUGCCACCAAGACCUACCUGACCACGUUCACCUACCUGACGACGCUGCUGCAGGCCGCGCCGGGAGACCGCACCUCCACCGUCAUCAACUCGCACACUAAGGUGGUGCAGAACAUUGUGACGGAGACAAUUCCUCCCAGCCUGCUGGGCGCAGACCAGCUAGAGGCCUUGAGGAACUCCCUCCGGGCGACGGCAACAGCGGCUCCGGAGGCCGACGGUCCCGGCGUGGUCGCCACGGCGACCCUGCCGGGAGGUCAGCAGGUGCAGGUCAUGGCCAUGAGCCAGCAGUCACAGACACCUGCUGUGCAGCCCACAAGGACGGUCGAGCCGCAGGUCGUCGCACCCACCACGGCUCCGGAGGUUGUGCAGCUGGAGCCCUCUGUAGACACACUACAGCCGGCUAAUGUCGAGAACAUUGUGACGGGGUCGACAAUCAUCUUCUUCGACGAGGAAGAUGGCAUCGACGGUGACUCCGGGUCAACAUCAACUGCGACACCGGCACUGGACUCGUCCAUGGCCGCCGCCCUCAGUAAUUCACGCACCACUGUGGUGAAUGCUGGGGCAGCCACCGUCAUCUUCCCAGACCCGGUGCCUACUGCUGCAGAGCCGGUUGACUCCCCACAGGAGAGCAGCACAGUCACCAUUGGCGAUGACGACUACAACGUCGGUGAUGACGAAGACGACCAGGCGCCAACGAGUGAGGCGGGAGCAGUGACCACAUCUGUGGUGACAGUCACCGCAUCACCAGUUACCACCACGGUUGCUGUGCCGGUCACCAAGAAGCCCCAACAGCCGACCACCAUAGGGCCCGGGGGCAGCGAGAUACAGGUGAGUGACCUGUUGAGCUUGGGCUCACUGGGCAUCAAUGGGCUCAACGCUUUGGGUCCGGUGUUCAACGCGAUGGCCGGUCUCAUCCAAGGCAAUCUGCAGCAGCAACCAGAUGCAGCCAAGAGGCGCAAUGACUCUGCCAUCACCAACAACAGAGCCCCAGACCUAGCGCCAAGUGACCGUGAGGAUUACCCGCACCCCGUAUACCGGCCACAGGCAGACACGGAGCCACCGUCGAGGUCACCCAUCUACAUCCCUGUGGGCGGACUUGCCGCCGCCGACCACGACAUCGAAGCUGCGGAGAGUCAGAACUACGAGGCACGCAUCAAGGUCAACGCCCUGCCAGGGUCUGGCAAGUGGGGCAAUGCCGCUGAGCCAGUGGGUGCUGUCGUGAUCGGCCGGCCCACUCUGGAGAAGCCGCUGGGAGACGGCAUCCCCAUCAGCCCAGGUGAGGUCAUUACCGCCAACAGUGACGUCAUCGUGGGCAAGCCUGCCGUCAUGGGACCGCGUCCGCCCAAGAUCGCAGCCACCGGGCACGACCACGACCUCAACCACGAAGUCGACUCUGACCUCGACGCUGUCCCUGUGGGCAUGAGGCCGCCACCACCUCAUCAGAAGCCGUGGCUGCACCACCACAACCACCAUCAACAACCACCCAGGAGGGACGAGUUCCUGGGACCACCACCGCCACCGCCCCCGUCACCUCAAGGCAACCAGGUGGGAGGAGAGAUCCAGGCCCGGCCUCCGGGCUCCGCCAACCACUACCGGAUCCACCACGACAGGCCGCAUCCCAGCCUCAACUACAACCACCACAACAACCUCAACCUUAACUUCAACAAUAACCAGAAGCCUCCAGCACUAAAGUUGCGACCACAUGUCGUAGAAGGCCUGCCCUACAAGUUGGAGUCCGUAGUGACGGGCUCACAGGCUGUGCUGGUGGCAGAGGGUGGCGCCGGUGAGGUGGUUCACGGCUCUCCGGUGCCACACCGCCACGCACUGGUGCCGGCUGAAGCUGCCUCACUGCUGGUGGACAUCCGGCCCUCGCAGGUGGCAAACGUGCUCAUCCCCAGGGGCAGCCACACCGCGCACGUCUUCAGCGCACCCGCACCCUCGCCACUCGUCGCCGACGACGUCUUCCGGGACAACUCGCCCUUCCCCGUCCCGGAGGUAUCUGCGGACUUUGUGGGACUGGACUCGGCACCGCAGCUGGAGCACGGGGUGGGCACCGUCAUUGAAGUCCAUCCCGGGGACUCCCCUGCAGAGACAGGCGGCAUUGUGGCUGGGUCGCCAGGCAGCGACAUCAACGUCGACAUUGCUCCAGGACAGGGCAUCAGCGUGGACGUGGGCCCCGGUGGGUCGACGGUGCACACCAGGCCGGACUCUGCCCCCGGGGGUGGUAAGGAGACACACCGCAUCCAGCCGAGUGGAGUCGUGCUGGACGCCCCCAGGCCACAGCCGCACCACCACGCUCACCCGGAGUCUCCUCUCAUCCACCCGCCACCGCCACCCCCGCCCCCACCGCCUGCACAGUCAUCGCAGCCGUCUCCCGUCAGGAGGCCACCCGUCACGCUGUACCGUCCCUCCACUGGGACGGGCGGCUCUGUGGCAGGAGGCAGGCCACACCAGUACAGGUUUCCAGCACCGGUACAUCCACUGCGGCCGUCAGACUUCAUGACACCACCCCCACCACCUCCACACCUGCCGUCACGACCACCGGCGCCACCUCCAACUCCUGGAGGCGUGCACCAUGUGCACCAGCACCACCAUCACCACCAGCAAGGCGGGCCACUAGUCAUUCCACUCAGGCCUGAGGCUGGACUGCCCCCACCUCCUGGGCACGACCAUUUCCUCCACGAACAUGAUCACGACCACGACCUCCACAUCCACGGCAACGAUCACGAACUUCACGUUCACGGCCUCGAGCCGGAGCAUGACCACACAACGAGGCUGCAACCGGUGAGAACUGGGGGCAGUGGCAUCGUCGUCCGACCCGGCCCCGGGCCCGUCGACGUGUUCGUCAAGCCUGAUGGUGAGCUCGUAGCAGCCAAGGAUGACCUAGGUGUUGCCGGUUCCUCCAGACCGCUGCCACGGCCACCAGCACUUUCACCGAAGCCCUCGAGAAGGCCGCCGCCGACAAACCUUUUUGCCAUCUGGCCGGGCAACAGGUACAACAGCAGCAGACCACAGCAGGGAACCUGGCCUCUGCCCCCACAGCAGGUAGCCAGGCCUCCACCCCCACAGCAGGGAGCAUGGCCUCCACCCCCACAGCAGGGAGCCAGGCCUCCACCCCCACAACAGGGAUCCAGGCCUCCGCCCCCACAGCAGGGAGCCAGGCCUCCACCCCCACAGCAGGGAGCCAGGCCUCCACCCCCACAGCAGGGAUCCAGGCCUCUGCCCCCACAGCUGGGGGCCAGGCCUCGACCCGGAGAUGGUCUGCCUCAGCAGCCGCCACUGCAGCACGGCUUCCACGAGGUGCACCUGGUGCCCGGCAUCAAAGACACACCAACAGUUCCAGGUUUUGUGAGUGUCCAUCCCAAACCACCACUGGACUUCCACGGCCAGCCCCACCAGCAGCGGCCACCGCCCGUGACGGACGCUGACAACAACAUCAUUGUCGGACACGUGCCACACUUCAACGAGCUGCACAGCCCUGUGCCUCCGGAGGACUUGCGGCCACACGUAGUCACCGUGGGUGAGCCUGCAAACGAGGUGGACGAGCCUUCGGGAACCGUGCAUCACCGUGAGCACCAUCAUCACCACACAGCUGGUGAGGUCUCCAGCCCAGACAGUGGCCCGAAUGUCGGUGACCGUCCAGACGGACGGCCUCCACACGGUGGAAUACAUUUCCCCAGUGCUGCUGACCAGUUUGAUGUGGGAGAGGAUGCUGCACUGGACGAGAAAAGCGAUCCAGACAGCACUGGAGCAGCGUCUGGCACUGAUGGGAGCCCAGAUCCACCAGCAGAUGGCUCAGAUGGAGAUGAGGGAGAACCGGACGGCAAUCUGCACGGUGGAACCCAGACUGAACGGCCGCUGGUGAUAGUGUCACCAGAUAACGAACCCGGUUACCAUCAUGAUAGCCACACUGGCACCGCGACACUGGAAUCGGACCACCAGGAUGAGAAACCAUCUCGAAAUGAGAUACCUGUACUAGGAGUCGGAGAAGAGAGGCCUUCACAUCCACACAUAGGAAGCUCUGGCUGGCAGAUCGUCGGUUCCAAGGAAGAUAACCCCAAUGCUCACCAUGGCAUUGGCAGUGAUGGUCCAGAUGGUGAGGUUGUGGUGCCCGGUGUCGGUCCACCAUACCAGGCAGCUGGAUAUCGCCCUCCGGGUUGGCACACUGGAGGAUCGGGCCACCUGGUAGUAUCCGCCGGCGACGAGAGCGGUCCGGGCCGGGACCACCCAUCCGGAGAUGAGUCAGACAUCCACUACGGGCGGCCUCACAUCUCCGCCGGUGGGACACUGGAGGGUGCGAGGCCACACUGGCCCGGUGAUGCCCUGAGGCCACCGGCCGAGACUCCCGUCGUCGGCAACCGGCAGCCGCCAGGCUUCGAGGGCACCGGAGAGGGAGACUUCGGGCAGGAGGUGCCUCCGUUCAAGGCCAUGGGUGAGGACGUGUCUGCCGUGGUGGACUCGGUUCUGAGACCGCCGUCGCUGAACCUGCCGCCGGCGACCGCAGUCCGCCCCACGCAGCCGCCACCUCCUCCGCCCCCGCCACCCCCGAGGGUGACGGUGCUCACAGACCACCAGCACAACAACAAGCCCCACCGGCCACCUGUCAUCGUUCUGGGCCGACCGGCCGAGUUCCCGGGCGAUGUCGUCACCCGUCGACCGACACAGAGGCCAGGAGCAACAGAGGAGGGCAGACCCAGACCCAGUCUGCUGGGAGAUGGGCAGCUGCCGGUGGACAUGAUGGAGGUGGACAAGCCACCCCCACCACCUCACCCAGCCGGCUCGGACCUGGAGGCAGCAGCGAGCACCGCACGGCCCUUCAAGCUGAGACCGGCAGACGACUCGGUGGUGGGGCUGGCUCCGCCCCCACCCAGGGUGACCGUGGUGGGUGCUGGGGGCAGACCGCCCCCACAAGAAGGGGAUUCCACACACCGACCAGUCCUCAUCGGAGGUGGCAGGAAGCCACCCCUGCAGACACUGCCACCCCCACCGUCCGAGUUCGAACGUCCGCCACCACCGGCACCGACCACCCCCAGGCGCCCACCCUUCGUGGUGACACCUCCCACCCCUGCCUACAGCCCUGCCCCCACAACCAAACCAAAGCCUACAAGUACCUCCUCCAGCAAUGAUGCUGACGACAAACUGGAAGAUGAGGAUCAGGAGCUGGCAGAGACAUCCUCUGGAAAUAAACCACCUCCACCUCCACUAUCACCGCUCUCACCCUCGGUGACGUUGGGAGGUACUCCAGAGGUGGUGGAUGUGACAUACAGACCACCCGUCUACACCACACAGCGACCGAGGCCAGUCAGACCUCUGGACACCACCAGGAGGCCGCCAGAUGGGGUCAAUCCGAGUCGUGUGGAGGCGGACAUGCUGGAGACGGUGAGCGUGGGCCGGCCAGUGUCACAGCCGCUGCCACCCCUGCCGCCCCCGCCUCCACCUCCUGAGGCGUCGCCACCUCCAGUGGCCCCAACUCCUGUCAGGGAACCUGUCUCCACCAAGGUGAAGACGCCUCCACCAUCUGCGGCUGUGGCAACACCGCCCACGACGCUGGACCGCACGUGGACGACAAUGGCGGUGGACCUGGAGGGGUCGCAGACGCACCUCCCAGACCGACGCCGGCCUGCCGCGACACCUGCCGUCACCCCCUCCUCCACAGACUCCUCAGUCACAACGAGCACCAGCAAAGUUGCUUCUGUGGUGGUGACAUCGGGCUCCAAGACGGUGUUGUUCAUCAAGCCGACAGCUGCCCGGCUGCCGACGACACUGCAGACGACGAAAGCAACUCCGACACCGCGACCCGUGCUGAGACCGAGACCCAGACCCAGACCUACAACCGGAACUGGAGGGCUGUUUGACGACUUCGAUGACAUCGCCGAUGAGGAUGACGAGGAGGAAGUGGAGACGGGCGAGACGGGUGGGUCACGUGGCAAAGUGGACCUGGGUGUGGCCAGCUCCAACCAGGAGAAGGUCGUGCUCGGCUCAUCACCCGCGUCCACCCUCUUUGUCACCCACACGCACACACUCACGGUGACAACUACGGAGACACAGGUGGUGAGCACGGCAGGACGGCCACCAGUGACGCGCACCGUCGUGCUCACCAAGACGCAGACGUCGACGGUUGUGGACACGGUCACCGAGACCCAGACGCUGCUCCGGCCGACCAGUGUCUUUGCCACCGUCACCACCACGGUGAGUGCUACGCAGCCCUUCCCAGUGGGAGUGUCCACCACCAGUGCCGUCUCCACGGUGACGACACCAGUGACCACCGCGGGCUCACCGCCCCCACCGCCAGCGGGGGCCGGGGACAGGCCCGGGGAUCGCACGGAGGGCACGGGAGACACCUUCUUCGUAGUGGUGACCGAUCCGCACCACAAGCUGCCUCCUCCCAGUGGAGCCCCGCUGCCACCUGGCAUCAUUGAGUAUGAGGUGGACAAGGAGGACGAGCAGGGCUCGCGGCAGGAUGCAGACGGUGCGAGCGGCAACGUGCUGCUGACGGCCGGUGUGGGCGGUGGCAGCACUUCGACGUCCUCGUCUUGCCGGCCCGAGUGCAGUGCGGCACGCAACGAGGUGUGCCAGAGGGCUGCAGAUGGCCGCCCACGCUGCCUCUGCCGGCCCGGGUUCGCCAGGAUCUUCCCGGACCGACCCUGCAAGCCAACAUAUACUUAUACACUGCGGCUGGUGCUGGCCCGGCGCGGUGACCGUCCGCUCACCUUCUCGCCCAGCCUGGGAGACACGGGCAGCGACACCUUUGCCGAAACAUCUCGUGCCGCCGCUGAGGGUCUCGACCGGCUGGUCAUGCAGUCCGACCUGCGUGACGUCUUCCACGGUGUCUCCGUGGAAGCCUUCCUGCCACCCGAUGAGAGUGCAGGCGCUGGCAUCAUCGUCACCUUCCAAGUCAGGCUGUCAGACAAUACUGACGAGGAGCGACUGAAGGAGGUGUUCCGCAAGUCGCUAAGAGCCACCAACUACAGCCUGGGAGGCACCGACGUCUAUGCUGACAAGGAGCGCAUACAGCACAUUGAGGCAGAGGAUUUCGACGAGUGCACAAGCCGGCAGUACCACGACUGCUCGGAGAAUGCACACUGCUUCAACCUCCGGGGCACGUACACGUGCAGCUGCCAUGAGGGCUUUGCCGACCUCUCCGAGAACCCGCUGUUCCCGGGCAGGCUCUGUUCAGCUGAGCUGAUUGGUUGUGAGCGGUGUCACUUCCACGGCACGUGCCACGCACGUGGGGACGACCAGGUGCAGUGCGAAUGCUUCCAGUGGUAUGCCGGGGACACCUGCCACAUCAACCUCAAGGCACUGCUGAUCGCACUGGUGACGAUCGGCUGCGUGCUGGUGGCACUGCUGCUGGUGUGCGUCCUGAUGACCUGCGCACGUGGGAGCAGUGGGGGCGGACGCGGCCGCAGUCGGGCCCGCCGCGAGGGGCCUCUGGAGCGCCGCGCCAUGAUCCACGACUCGGCCAGCGAGGCCAGUGGGGACCAGACGCUUCCCAGGAGCCAGACCCCGGCAGCGGUGUUCGGCAAGAAGGUGCGUCCGGCACCGGCACCGAUGGCGACAGUGGUGGCAGUAGUGCCCCCGCCCCCUGCCGGCUUCGCUCCGGUGCCCACACCUGUACCACCCCCGCUGCAGCCGCCACCACCCCCGGAGCAGCGUGACCGUUCACUGACGGUAAUGAUUCCUCGGGCGAAGUACCGUCCGUCACCCAUGGCGCCGCCCCACCAACCACUGCCCACUCUGGUCUCCAUGUCGACAUUCGGUGACGCAGAGAAACGUGCCAUCGCACACGAGAGCAAGCUGCUCGCGUUGCUAGAGGGCGCCUCCAAGCAGGAUGUUCAGCAACAUCACCAUCAUCAGCAGCAGCAUCAUCAGCAUCAACAUCAACACCAGCAGCAGACGUCAAAACAAAAGCCUAGCAACACAUCGAGCCAAGCGACGGAGUCAUCCACUCCGAGGAAGAAUUCGUCUCCGAGGAAACCCUCAACUGGAAACAUUCCACCUCCAGCACCCGGAGCCCUCGUGUCAGCAGGCUUUGAGGUAUCGGCAACAGUCGGCAAGCCUCAGCCGGAUUCCGACACGGAGGCAUCGGCAGUCGUCCACAAUGGCUCCACGCUGAGGACGACAGACAGUGUACAAAUCACCGUCGAAGAGAUGUCGGAGCCGUCGGUAAAAGCAGGGUCUGCUGUGGAAACGCUGACCGUGUCUGAAGCUCGAUCCUGUGACGAGACGACGAUACAUCCACCGACGAAGUCACUCCACAGCAAUUACAGCUCAAAACACUCGUCGAACAACCUCAACAAUGAUGAGGGGCACACAAUGGCAGAGAGGGACAUCGGCUCUACUUUUGUGAUGCCACAGUCGCACUUGUACACACCGGACAGGGGAAGUGACAUUUCAAAUUUUGACUCACUGUGAGAGAAGCCUUCAGUGCAACUGCAGAAGGUUGUUACAUCACUUGCACUGCGAGGCUUUCGAGAGUGAAGAUCCGACACUUCCAAACGGAGCCAUUGUGUGUCGACUUGAAAUGAAGGAAAUUGUGAAAAGAAUGUGACUGUUACAGGCUGCAUUUCAGAGACAUAAUAAGUGUGUUAUCGUAUUUAAUAUAGUGAAGGACUGAAUACUGUUAUGUUAACUUGGAGUAACUAAAUGUAUAUCCAUAAUUUGAACAACAUUAUGUUCAAGCUCUCUGUGUGCCCACUGAAGGAGCAGUUUUAUGUAGACAUUUAUUUUAAAUACGUUGUACUGUGCCAUAGUCACAGUAGAUUUCGUAAGACUAAUGUGUCAUCAUGCUUUCAGGACUUCCUUUAAUCUGCCACUGCAUGUUCUUGGGGUAGUUUGCCACCUGCUCAGAAACAAGAUAGCUUCUUAGUUUCCUGAGGUCAUUUUUAUCAAAUGUAGAACACUGCUAGCAUCUACAUAAAAGCCAUAUCAAAAUACACAACAGCAGAAAAACUGGUGAUAGAAUUAUUUUGUGACUGCUAUGCAUAUGACUUAUUUUUUUUAAGGCUCUACAUCCAAGGAAUUAAAUGACAACAACGUAACUGUGCAUCACUUGUCUAAUGGGAUGAUUAUAAACUGUCAGAUAUGUUGUGCUCAUCAAAUGUAACUUAGACACUACCAUCUUCAGUGUUUGUAACACACACAAGAUGAACGUAUCUUAAAAAUUUCACUUAAAAAGCAUGUUGCUUCUCAUUUAUGGUUGUGACGUUUAUUUUUACUAUUAUAGUUGACUAUCAGAUUAUGAAAGAGAAGCCUUGUUUCCUGAAUGUAAGGUCUUGAACUGUCACCACAAUAGCAGUACAUAACUUAAUUAUCUUACCCUAUAGCAGUUCUCAGUAUGAUGACAUAUUAGUACGUGCCACAUACUAUUCAUUAUUUCCUUCAAAACAGAGGUGAACACAUGCUUGUAAAUAACUAUAUUAGAUGUUUUAAAUAAUUUAUAUAUUUGUAUAUUUCAAUACAGCUUUUGUUAAAUAAAAGCAGAGCAGCUUCCUGUGUAAAUAUCUUUUUGUUCGUUGUUUUGGGGAGAGUUUGAAAAUGUUGUUUAACUGAUGGAGAAACCUGAAUACUCAUCCUUUUUGUUUUUUGAAUGAACAAUGCAGAGUUAUGUUUGUGAGUAUGUUGAGUGCCAAAUGAGUGAUGUGUGGGUUCCCUAAUUGUUUAUACCUGAAGAAUGAAACACUGCAAUAAUUUUGGAAAAAGAAAGUUGUCAUUAAUGUUUUUGUAAUUAAAAACUAUUUUUUAGUGUUUCAUUCAGAGUGCUGUAAACUUCUAUAAGAGUGAGAUAAAUCAGUGUCUUUUUUAUUAUAAAUACAAAAAUAAACUAACUGUAUGUUACAUA
Schistocerca americana (American grasshopper) is the source of this 23095-nucleotide messenger RNA. RefSeq lists its product as uncharacterized. Lineage: Eukaryota; Metazoa; Arthropoda; Insecta; Orthoptera; Acrididae. Gene Ontology annotation, molecular function: calcium ion binding. The record is from RefSeq and is a predicted model, not a curated record. The transcript has 44 exons. Bases 1 to 21669 code for a protein of 7222 amino acids.